GUUGAAUUAUUGGUUCUUGGAGUGAAAGUAACGAAGUGACGAAAACAUUGCAAGUAACCAGAGGAAGGAAUAAAAACGAAUUUCAGUAUUGUGUACAACUCGACAUCGUGUAUCGCAUGAAUUUCGCAUUAAAUGGAGAUGAAAAUAAAUACCGAAGUUAAAUCAUUCAAUCAUUCAAUUUCACUAAUGGAUUCAUCAUCAUUUCAAGAUGCACUCAACACUGAUCCAGAAUUAACAUUCGAUGAUUUACCGAUGCCAUUUAAAAUGUUAGACAAAUUAUUAUGGAGCAUAUUUGAGGAAACAUGGAAUUUAAUUGAAACAAAAGAGAAAUAUAAAAGUGAGCAAUUCAAUUUCCAACAAUCAUGUUUACAAAAACUGGAUGUGAAUAUGGACAUUGAGAAUAUUCACAUAUUUACAAUUGUCGGACAGUAUUUAUUUAAAAUAUUUGAAAAUCAAAUUAUUGUAUAUGAUGUAAACAGUUUGAAAUUGAUUUCGGAGUGGAAGUAUUUGAAUGGACUUAACAGUUGCAGCGUAAUACGUACAUUUAAAACAAUUCAAUACGAUAAAAAUGUUAUUUUGCAGCUUAUUAUAAAUGACUCAGGUCAAAUAAGUCUUGUGAUGUUUGUUGAAGGGUUAUUCAUUCCAAUAAAACAAUAUAACUCACCAUCCGAUGGUUUAUUAUAUCAUGCACUCAAUGGGAAGAUUUCACCAUGCGGAAAAUAUUUUAUCUCUUUAAAUGAAGAUUCAAUUAAUUCGAAAAUUUGGUUAGAAGUUUAUCGUUUACCAGUAGAUGCAUGGAUGAAAGAAAUUUUACCAGUCGUUCAAGAAUUUCAAAAUGUAAGAACAUUCACAUCAAGUGUGGAAACUUCAACUGAGGAGAUAACCGUUAAUCUGAUCGAACGAAAAUCAUUUUAUGAAAAUCAAUUUCAGCUUAGUUCACCUGUGUUAUUAGGAAGAAUUAAAUAUCCAGUAAUGCCGCCAAGUCCUGCAUGUAAAUCAGUAACAGCAGCACUCAGGCAAGCUAAUGAUAAGGCUAAUCUUUUAAGUUACUCAAAUCUUGGUACCCAUUUGUAUUCCGAUGCAAUUAAUGAAGCAAACCAGUUGGGAUUCAUCGAACAUCGAAAUUAUCCUUCCUGUUUAACAGCUCUUCCUAAACCACAGCUUGAUGAAAAGAAUUCAGUAUCCGUCCAAGGAUUCACAGAUAGCCCUGAAUCUACAAAACAGAUAUCUGAACCCACAACAGAAAGAAGUCAACCACACUCACCAAGUUCAAUAAAACAUCAAACUAGAAAUACAAAAUCUUCUAAACGUAAACAACAGCACAAAGAACAAACAAUAAAUGGACGUAAUAAUAAAAAAGCUGAAAAGCUGAACUCUAAUGUUGAGACUACCGAUCCAUUAUCAAAUAAAGACAACGAUGAAAAGUCAAAAAGGAAGAAUAAAACUAAUAAUAAAAAACAAGAAAUUGAAUUGGAUAUUGAAACAAAUGUAAAAGAUUCGGUUAUUGAUGGAACUGAACAAGUAGAUGAUUCAUUGAAAAAAACUCAACGAAAUGAAGAAAUUAGAAGACAGUUAGUAAAAGAUUUAUAUGAAGCACAACCUAAAUGCUAUCCAUAUUUUGAAUUCCUGCCAAUUAAUUUAACCUCUAAUAGUAAACAAUCAGAAAUUUCAUCUUUGACCAAUUUGUCCUACUCUGGAUCGAUUUGUGUUUAUUGGUCUAGAUCAUGUUAUCUUUUCUUUUAUCCUUUAGAUAAAUUCUCUAAAAGCGAAGAAGGCGUAAUAGAAGAAAUACGAUAUUUCGGUUCAGAAAUAACUUAUAUUUCAGUUAUCUAUUCUAGUCAUCCCGUCAAUACACAUGAAACGUUCAUUGAUGAUAAAGAAAAUCUCUCAAAGAAGCCAGAUUUAAUUAAUUCGAGAAAUAAUUAUCUGGUGGUUGGUCUUCAAUCUAGAUUAAUUAUAAUUAAACAAUUACAGUCAGGGAGAUACUUACCCCUAUUUUAUACCGAAUUAGGAUCAUUGGUAGAUGCUGGUCUGUUGAUAAGUACCAAAUACAUCAAUCUACUUACUGCAUGUUAUGUAAAUGGGAAUAAACACUCAACCAAGGGUGAUUUGAUAUUACGCAAGAAAUUCACGUUUGAUAUUUAUAAUUUAGAUGAAAAUCAACUGAUAUGGAAAAAAACCCAUAUUGUGAGAAAGAAGAAUUUUCAUUGUCAAGCUAUUACCAUUUUAACCAUAGAUGAUAAUUUCAAUAUUGUUGUCUGUUUAGUCUCAUCGAAGAAUUUGCUCAUUUAUCCCCUGGAUCAUCAACAAAAUUGCUUACAUCACCAACAGUCGGCUAAACAUAAUAUCGAAAUACAUCAGUCAAACCAAGUGGUUGACCGUGAUCUAGAUCAGUUUUGUCAAAGUUCUAUUCAAAUUAGUUUACCUGACCCAUAUGUUAUAAACCUAAACACAGGAACCGUUAGUUUAUUCCCAGAAGUCAAUGAACAAUGGGUAGACAACGUUGAAUUCUACCAUCAACUAUGUUUGACUUCUCGUUCAACAAAGUCAACUAUUCAGGAAGUUGAAAAUGACAGUCAUGUGAAUCAUGAAGAAAGAAAAGAAAAAUUAAAUAGAAAACAAGGGAUUUAUCAACUUUGGAUACGAGGAACUAAAAUUGAGCAGGAGAACGAGGAUAGGAUCCAAUCUAAACUAUUUCGUGUUGACUUAGAAUUUAAACCACUUGAAAUUAGAACUGAUUCAUUGGAAUUGAAUAAUGAAGAGAACUAUAAUGAGAUGUAUUCUGAACCACUUCAAAGUUAUUCAAAUAAAUUAUUAAUCAAAAGAAGUCGCAAUGAAAAAGUCAGAAGAUUAUCGUUUCAGAAAGUCUGGGAACAAUUUGCUGCUUUUUAAGAACUGUUACCAUUGAUAUUAUUGUUGGUAUUAAGAUUACAAUUUAGUGAUUUGAUAUCAUUACAACCGCCUAAUACAAAAUAAGUAUUAUCCUUCUCAACAAUCAAAUGUAUUGGUAAUUAUUUUGUUCUAGAAUCAAAUGACGUGGUAUAUUGUACAUGCAAACCCAACCCAUUUAAUUUUUUAUGAUAAUAAUAAUAAUAGUUCAAUAAAUUGAUCACCCA
Schistosoma intercalatum is the source of this 3116-nucleotide messenger RNA. The record is from the annotation of a GenBank genome assembly. NCBI's taxonomy places the organism in Eukaryota, Metazoa, Platyhelminthes, Trematoda, Strigeidida, Schistosomatidae.